UAACAUUUGUGUAUAUUUGUGGAGGUUACUACGUGGUACGUGCUGGCAUGUUUUGUAAUUUGUUUAGUCACAACGAUUCCAAAUAAUUAUCAUCGCAAUGUGUCAUAUGCACGACGAUCAUCAUCAGUGAUAAAUGCUUGUGUACUUAUUGAUACUGGCCAGUUGAUCACAAACGCGUAAAAUGUCAUGGUUUGGUGAUAGCUUAUCUAGCCUCUCUAAUUUAAAGGGACAAAUUACGAAUUUGACGAGAGACGUUCUAUCUGAAGGCAUCGUUGAAGAAAUAGAUGAACGAUCGAAGGCGUUAAAGGAAGCGAACGAAAGAUGCAGUCAACUGCAGGAUUUGCUCACCACAAAAGAUGCAGAAAUCUCUCUCCUGCGCCGACAGAAUUGUGAGUUGCAGAAAACUGUCAUUGAGAUAAACGCAAAGUCCAAGGAAUCGAAAGAACACAGCGAUGACAGCGACGGGGUGUUUUGGGAUCCGUCCUGCGUCGACAAUCGAAACGCGAGGAGUCAGAAUCAUGUGCGCCAGCUCCAGGAACAGCUGGCUCAGGCCACCGUGAAAGUGCGCGAAUUGGAAUGCGAGUUGAAGCGAAUUCGAAAGGACGAUAUUACCGAUGGACAUCAGAAGGCAGAGGUUGUACGGGCGAAACAGGAUAUGAUGAACCGUAUAAUACAGAUGGAGGAAAAGACCCGGGAAGCGGAAAGAAACGCUAAACAUAUCCAGUUAGACGAAGCCAGCCUUAUUCACGAUUUUCGUUCGGUGAUAUCGAAACUGAAUUCACGCGAGAAAUUCGAUUUAGUCAGCGGAGCGCUAAAAGCUUUACAAAUCGAAAGUGAGACGCAUGAGAAGAUUAAGGAUCACGAAAAGCUGCAAAACAAAUCGAACGACGCGAUCGAGGAACUUCCGUCUAACAAAGAAGAAAUAUUACAAACAAGAAUAGAAGAACUUAAAAAUGAAAAUAAGGAUCUUUCGAACGCCAUGGAAAAAUUGGACGAAGAGCAUGCGCAGUCGAUUGAAAAACUGCUGUCACUCAAAGAAGAAAGUAAUAGGAAACAUCACUUCCUGCAAGAUGCGUACGAGCAGCUUUCCACAGAUUACAAUAAGGUCCAAAAAAGGACAAUCGAAUUACAAGCAAAACUCGAUGAAAAUGCCCGUGCGAAAUCGAAUUGUCAGUCUGCCCAAACGGAUAAUGUAGAAAAAUCGGACCAAUACGCUCAAAUAACGCUUCCUUCUCGAGAAGACGUCACGGAAUCGAGCAGUAUUAAUGAUAUCAUUGAGAAAGUUCAGAUAAUUUUGAAAAAUCACACCAUAAGCAGCAUCGAACCGGACGAAACGAUCUUCGAAACCAUCGCGAAGCAGUACGUCGACAGUAAGUGGAAAUUGGACGUUUUGGAAAGGAGGAUAACGGAGAUCAUUGGAAAUUUCAAGGAAACCGAGGAAGUGAAAUUCAGCUUGCAAGAAGAAUGCGACGAAUUGCAAUCUCAUAUCGAUUCUCUGUUGCUGGAGAAUCAAGCUUUAGUUAAUCAAGCUUUAGCUAAUCAAGCAAAGUCGAACCUGCCGUCUAUCCCCGAAGCGAGCGAAGAACGAGUAGCUUUUUUGGAAAUGGAGGUCGAAACAUUGCGGGAGGAAGUAAAACGCCUCUUAGCCGAAAACGAGAGGAUACGAGAAACAGAUCCAAUCUCGUCCGCCGCGCAAAACAAAGAAGCGUCUUUGAUAAAUCACAAUAAUUCGCAAGAAGAUACGAAUCGCCAAGCGCAUUCGUCGAGGAAAAACAGAGAGCUUCCAGUACUUUUGGAAAAGAAUGAAGACUCGAACGAAGACGGGAUGUUGUACGAGCAAUUGAAACUUGAUCAUGAAAAUGUAACGCGGGAAUUGGAAGCGACGGUGGCAGAAAUGAAAUUGUUAGAAAGUAAUAUUGCAUCUCUACAGGACACUGCGCGUGCAUUGACGGAAGAGAAUGAAGAUUUGCUAGAGAAAAACAUGCAUUUGGACACGCGACACAAUAGGCUUUUACAAGAACGUGAGAAAGAACAGGAAGAAAAUAGUUAUCUGUUGAAUGAUUUGCAGAAACAGCUUGAUAGAGCCGCUCUCGUGAAAUCCGACUUGGAAAAUGAUAUCUCACGUAAGGAACGAGAAUUGGAUAAGAUGCUGCUGGAAAUUAAUGGGAAGCAGCAUGAAUUGGCAAAAUUCAAUCAGGAUCAUGAAAUAUUAAAAAAGGAGAAUGAAUCUUUGUCGAAGCAAUUAACUGCCACGCACAAUGAAUUCUUGGAUAAGAUAGAGUUCUUGAACACAGAGAUGUCGUUGCUUCAGCAAGAACAUGAAGAUUUGAAACAGGAGAUGUCGAUUUACAAGGACGAAUUGUCGCGAACGAAAGAGAAAUUGCGCCAAGUGCAGGAACAUUGUACAGAAUUGGAGAACGAACGUCACGCGUUAAAGGCGCGGUGCGAACGGCUUGAAGUGGAAAAAGGGGAUGUCCAAAAUCGAGCGACGGAAGCGAGAAAACUUGAAAACGAUCCGGGUCUUGCGACAUCGCUUACGGAGGGAUUGAGCACGCUACAAAACUUUUUUAACUUCGAGUUCGCGGGCCAAAAAGCAGAAAUGCUUCAUGCUAAAGAAACGCAGCCGAAACAAGAAGAUAUCGCGAACUUAUCUUCGGCAAACAUAGAUAAAAUUAAUACAAAGGUACAGAUGGAGGAACAAGUUUCAACUGCUCAAGACGAUUUAGUCAGAACUACGGCUAAAUGCGUGGAAGAAAAGCAGGAUUUGGUAUCAAAAGAAACAAGUGCGACAUCUAAUGAUAACGAGCGACAAGCGCUUGAAUCCAUCAUCGAUGAAGAAAGACGAGAAAGAGAUAUCAUAAAAGCGCACAAGGAAAAUCUAACACGGGAAAUUACGCAACUACGUAGCGAAUUGCAAACUACUUUCGAGAUUGAUAAGCUGGCGGCGGAGAUGGCUAGAAAAACUAUUGAAGAUCUUUCGCAUCUCUUACGAGAGAAGGACGAGAAGAUGAGUGUUCUACAAGGUGAAAUCACACGUGCGAAUAAUACUAUUAUGCAACUUUCGAACGAACUCACCAUAAUUAGAAGCCAGAAGAAUGAAUUCGAGCAACUCAUCUCUAUUAAACAUAACGAGAGUUUGCAGUAUCAAAAUGAAAUGCAAAGGAUGGUUCAACACAUAAAUGAGCAGGGGGCUCACAUCGAGCGGUUAAUUGCCGAGCAAACAGCGAACGAGGCACGAGAUAAGGCGAAUGUAGAAGAACAACAUUCGAAGAGUUUACAGAAGAGCUGCAACAACGAUGAUCAAACUGCCGAUCGCACCGUGCAGAGCGGCGAAAUCGUGAAUAAAAAAUGCGACGCCCUGGAGGCGGCUCUGUUGCAGGAGCAAUCUAACAAUAGAAUUCUGCAAAACCAGCUUACCGAAAGCCAGAUCAAAGAAGCCAAUUCCGCUAAAGAAUUAGAAAGGCUGCGAACACAUUUAGUCGAGAUCGAAUCGUCUUACACGGAAGAAGCCUUGAUCUCCGAAAGAAAUCGCGAGGAAUUAGAGGCGAAAUUGUUGCAGGCCGAAGAAAAGGUGAAAAGUAGCUCGACCGCUUUCACAUCGGCGAAUAUUAGGGCGAAUCAGCAGGUGGAAACGUUGCAGCAACAAAUAGCUCUAAUUACGCAACAGAGGGACCAGAUACAGGCGAAGCUGUCCGCCGCGGAAGACAACAUUAUGCUGCAGUCCGCCUCUUUGACGAAUUUGCAAAUAGUUUUGGAGCAGUUUCAACAAGAUAAGGAACGCGACGUCAUAUUGGCCACAGAAAAGAUUCGAUCCCAGCUCAACGAUUCAUAUAGGAAACAAGAUGAACUUUUGAAAGAAAUUUCAAUUCUCAAGCAACAAUUGUCUGAAGCUAAGGAAUGCUUACAAGCUGCCUCUAGGCUAAGCGAGCAGCUUGAGAAAAAGGACGCGCAAAUCGAGCGAUUCAACGAAGAAGUUGCACGAUUGACGGAAUUGCUAAACUUUGCCGACCAGAAAGUAAAAGAAGCGGCAGAACUCGACGAGGGAAAAGUCGACAAAACCCUCGUCAAAAAUCUUCUUUUGGGUUACUUGUCUUCCGCUACGUCGGACAAGUCUUCGAUACUCCGGGUGUUUGCCAACGUCCUGGACUUUACCGAAUUGGAAAAGGAUAAAACUGGUUUGAACAGCCUUUUACGCAAUAACGGCAGUGCGUCUUCAAAGGAUCAGGAGGCGUCCCUAUCGACGGCCUUCGUGAGAUUUCUGGAAAGUGAAUCCAAGCCAAAGCCUCAAUUACCAGCUUUGCCGAUCGUGAAUUCAUCUCCGCGGCCGGGAUAUAACAAGCAACAGUCGCAAUCCACGUCGUCGGCGCAAUCGACACUGUUGCUGCCGAACGUGACUCUUCCAACAUUCCCAGACUUUAUUCCAGCCAGAAAUACAGGAUCUAUUUUGAAGGAGGUGUUGAAGGACAGUUGAUAUUACACAUUAUAUUGAACGUUGUACAAAUAACAUUAGGGAUUAUAUCAAGCUGCAUUUUAUACCAAUGUCCACGAUGGCGAAUGUCCACUCUUAAUCACCUUGCAAACGAAUCCUGUUAUUUAAAUAAACAAUUAUAAUAUAAAAAUCGCAUUAAAUAAAUGAAAGAUAAGAUUCUUACUUGAAAUAGUUUUUUUAAUGUAGCCAUAUAAUGUUACAAUGAACAAAAGGUAUACUAUACCGCUGCUCUCUCUCUUUCUCUCUCUCUCACUCACUCUCUCUCUCUCUCUCUCUCUUCUCGGCAGCAAAGUAACAAGAUUCUCCAUUUAUAACGAUAUGACACAACAUCGUACUAUCAGUAAUAAAUACAUAGUAAAGUUUCGUUGUAUAACUAACGCGCGUGCUAAGAGUAUAAAUACAAAUUAAGACUAUGUAUUUGAACAAAAUUAGUGUACAAAAUAUAAAUCUAUUCAACGGUUUCAUAAUACAUACACUAUCAUCAUCCUACGAAACAUAUGUACAUAGACCGGCUACUUUUCACCGUACACUCGAUCAUAUCGGUAUCAAAAACUGGACAGCAUUAGGGUUUCAUAAAAAAUUAGUAUUUUUUUUUUUUUUCUUUUCAUCGAAUAACUGAAACUAUAAAUUUUUCAAUAAUUAUCACAAGGGGCGAACAGGCAACAGCCGUAUAUAAAUAUUCUUUUUCUUUCUUUAAUUACACCCAUGCUGCUGGAGUGUACAAGCUUUUCGUAUGAUUUAUUCCAAGAGAUCCACUGAAAAAUUCUAACAAAUAUUUGACAACUUUCAUUAAUUAUUUCCUCACAAUAUACAUCAUCACGAUAUCGCUAUAAAGAAUAUUUCUGAACAACAAUUUGUAUUUCAUAUGUAAGCCUUGUUAAUUUAAAUAAUAAUUACCAUAAAAAUCAGAUGAUCAACUUCUAUCCGGUCAAUGUUCACCAAAACUUGUAAAUAAUGAGAUUUUAAGUAGCUUUUCUGGAACGUUGUGGAUAAAUGCCCUCAGUUUUACUAAACCUCUUCAGCAGAACAAAGAUCAAUGCAAACAGUAAUCUCAUGAAACUGGAUUUUGUACACUACUGCGGAUAUAAUGCACAUGCAUUAUAUUGUUUUAUAUCACAUGCAUCAUAAAGCUUUCCAUAGGCGAGUAUCAAAUAUCAAAACGAUUUUUCAUCGAUCGUGUCGAUAGUUUCAACCUGUACAAUUCGGCAUAAAACCGUAUUGUUAGUUACAGUUUCAAAACAGUAAAUAAUUGCCCAAUGAAAUAUUGCGGUUAAAUUUAAAUCUUGACCGAUGCAAGAACGAUGCAGAAAAAUUACCCCUUAGAGCUGAAAUAAUGCACAUGUAAAUUUAAAAA
Molecule: messenger RNA, 5843 nt
Organism: Linepithema humile (Argentine ant)
Lineage: Eukaryota; Metazoa; Arthropoda; Insecta; Hymenoptera; Formicidae
Product: thyroid receptor-interacting protein 11
Biological process (GO): endoplasmic reticulum to Golgi vesicle-mediated transport; Golgi organization
Cellular component (GO): Golgi apparatus
Molecular function (GO): small GTPase binding
Source: RefSeq, a predicted model, not a curated record